AUGUGUGGAAGAAUCACCACAAAAGUUCAAAAGCACCAUUCAUCCCCCGAUUCCGAUGAUUGUCAGUCGAAACCCUCCGAAUUUGUAUCUAAAUUUGUCCCUAGACGGCGUUCUGCCUCCCCGUCAAGGUGCGGUCGUUUCUUCGCGGCUGCGACGGCGAGGACGGCUGGAGAUCGAUCGCCGACGCUAGGGCUGCAGCGGAUCGCGACUUUCCUCAACCUGGUGCAGCUGAGACUUGUGGCAUCUCGAACGGCUCUCCGGCGCGGUGCUGUUCGUAUGUGGGGCCAUCGCCGGUGGUCUCGUCAACGGGAGAAAAGUGUUCGCGAUGAGCUGCUCGGAGGCUAUCUCAAACAAAUUUACCCGGUUACGUGUAAGGUCAUGGAAUGUCUUCAAACUGCAUCUGCAUCACCGUCAUUUGCUAUAUUACCCACCUUCCAUCGACAGUGUAAGGUCAUAGACCGUCUUCAACCUGCAUCUGUGUGA
Striga asiatica is the source of this 483-nucleotide messenger RNA. The record is from the annotation of a GenBank genome assembly. Lineage: Eukaryota; Viridiplantae; Streptophyta; Magnoliopsida; Lamiales; Orobanchaceae.